Messenger RNA from Zingiber officinale, 1415 nucleotides. Its product is annotated as probable transcription factor KAN2. The record is from RefSeq and is a predicted model, not a curated record. Gene Ontology annotation, biological process: abaxial cell fate specification; regulation of DNA-templated transcription. Gene Ontology annotation, cellular component: nucleus. Lineage: Eukaryota; Viridiplantae; Streptophyta; Magnoliopsida; Zingiberales; Zingiberaceae. Bases 155 to 1171 code for a protein of 338 amino acids. The transcript is spliced from 5 exons. Gene Ontology annotation, molecular function: transcription cis-regulatory region binding.
CCCUCCUCCUCCUCUUAUAUAUUUUACCAUCUUCCCCUCCUCUUUUUACCUCCUUCUCCCUUCUCCCUUCUCCUUCCAUUAGUCCUACUCCACCACAUCACAAACCCUAGAAAUCUAAACCCUAAACCUCAAAAAGAGAUAGAGAGAGGGACUGAUGGAGCUUUUCCCAGAUUUAUCUCUCCAAAUUAGUCCACCAAACACGGCCUCUCGAGCUUCAACUCGGAGGAACCCUAAGCUCGGAGACGAGAGCUCUGAGCUAGAGUUUUGGAGGAGGCCUCUAGAUUGUUCCUCAACCGCCAUCGCCACCGCCACCGACAACCAUGAUGCAACCAUGAGCAGUAAUUGCAAUCGUCUUGAUCUCCACCUCCACCCCUAUUCUUCUCACCCCUUCCAUCGCCACCACCAUCAUCAUCGCCAAGGAAGCAGAGGAGGUUAUAAUGAUAGCAUUGGUGAUAUAAUUAGUAAGCCGAUAAGAGGGAUUCCGAUCUACCACAACCCUCCGCCUCCCUUCUCUCUCCUACCGCUCCGACGCCGACCGUCGUGCGAUUCUUCUCCUCCCUCCAUCGCAUUCCCCUUCGCGGCUCCGCAAUUAGGGUUCCUCCCGAGAUCGUCGCCCGCCAGAAUGCUCUCUGCGAUCCCCAGGCGGAGCCUCAGGGCGCCGAGGAUGCGGUGGACGACGACGCUCCACGCCCGGUUCGUGCACGCCGUCGAAUUGCUCGGAGGCCACGAGAGAGCCACUCCCAAGGCAGUACUGGAGCUCAUGGAUGUCAAGGAUCUCACCUUGGCUCAUGUCAAAUCUCAUUUGCAGAUGUACAGGACAGUGAAGAGCACUGAUAAACCAGCAGUUUCUUCAGGGCACUCUGAUGGAUUUGAGAACGGGUCAAAUGGAGAAAUAUGUGAUGAUGAUUUGCCUGAAAUUAAUCCAAAUCCACAGAGAUUAGGAUUACAUCAUGGAGUCACUCAUAAUGGCUUAUGGAGCAAUAAUUCCUCAAGUAAUGGAGGCUCCUCCACUGGCAUACCUUGUGAAUCCCUCACAAAGAGUCUGAAGUCAUUAAAGGACACACAAUCGAAAAGCUUGGAAAUGUGCUCAGAAUUAAACUCAUCGUGUGUGUCGGAGACAUGGAGCUCGAGUCAACCAAAUCUUGAGUUCUCUUUGGGGAGGGGGCAAUGACCUACUUAAAAAGUGUAAAAGUAGUCCUGUUCAUUGUCAAAUAAAGAGUUCAAAGAGAAAGAGAGACAAGGAGACAACUGAGCCACAAGACAAAGAGGAGAAAAAAAAAGAGAGAGAGAUUGAUUGUCCUUGUACUCUUCUAAAUUUUAAACCACUAUAUUUAAUCAUUACUAGUCCAUAUUUAUGUUAUAUGUGUAUGUGAGAAAAAAAAAAGGUAAAAACUAAGGUUGGUUCAAUGUUUUCA